AUGGAGUCGUCGCGUAUCUUUGUGCGCGGACUGCCACCCAAGUUCACCGAGGACGAUGUGCGCAAGCACUUUGCCAAGUUCCCCGUUACCGACGUCAAGUUCUUCCCGCAUCGCCGCAUCGGAUAUGUGGGCUACAAGACAACAGAGGACGCCGCAAAGGCCGUCAAGUACUUCAACAAGACCUUCAUUCGGAUGACUAAGAUCAACGUUGAGAUUGCACGUCCGCUGCUGCCCAAGUCACGACGCCAGAUCAAGGUGGAGAAGGCUGCCCCGAAGGGCGACGACUACUUCCCACCGCCCAAGGAAGACAAUGCACUCAAGCGCAAGCGAGAGCAAGCCGAGCAAGAUCCAAAGUUGAAAGAGUUUCUCGAAAUCUACCAGCCGCCUUCGAAGACAAACAUCUGGACAGAUGGCGAUGCACAGAUCGCUGCUGGCAACUCCACCGCUGUCAAAGAGCCAGUGCAAGACGUCACUAUCCCGGCAGACGAGAGCGACGAUGAGUACCAGGUCAUUGCGAAGAAGCCGAAGACAGUUGACGCGCCCAAGGAGAUUGUGGAGGAGACACAAUCCGCUCUAGCGAUAGCGCCCAUCAGCUCCACAGGAGAGGCAGUAGGAGACGUAGACGCAGUGAUGCCAGAUGCACCAGAUGUUGCUGCGGUUGAUCAACCUCCAACGACUGACGAUGACUGGUUGCGAUCCAAGACAAACCGACUACUUGAUCUUGUCGAGGAUGAUGACGUCCCUGUCGCCCCUGCGUCGGCUCCCAGCAAGCCUGCUGCGGAGAAGCGCGAUUCUCCCGUAGCCGCGGAGCCGCAGGCUGGACCCACACAGCUUGUUGAAGAAACUACCCUUGCCGCCGCAGCCACCCCAUCUGAGGCCGAUAAGAUCCGUGACACUGGACGGCUUUACCUUCGCAACCUGCACUUCGAGGUCGCUGAAGAAGAUAUCAGGAACCAAUUCUCUACAUACGGCUCCCUCGACGAAGUCCAUGUUCCAUUGAAAAAAGUCGAUGGCAAAGGCAAGGGCUUUGCUUUCGUACAGUUCAAGGACCCUGAGGAUGCUGUCAAGGCCUACCAUGAGAACGACAGCACCAUCUUCCAAGGCCGUCUCUUGCAUAUCAUCUCGGCCAAGGCGAAGAAAGACACCAAGCUUGACGAGUUUGAGAUUUCCAAGCUACCGCUGAAGAAACAGAAGGAGAUUCGCCGCAAGCAAGAUGCUGUCAAAGCUACAUUCAACUGGAAUUCGCUGUACCUCAACGCCGAUGCAGUCAUGUCCACGCUCGCUAGCCGUAUGGGGAUAAGCAAGGCAGAGUUACUUGACCCAACCUCUUCGGAUGCUGCUGUCAAGCAGGCUCACGCCGAGACCCACAUCAUCCAAGAAACCAAAAACUACUUUGCUCAACACGGCAUUGAUCUUGAGGCUUUCAAGAACAGUGCGAAGGGUGACACUGCAAUCCUGGUUAAGAAUGUCCCCCACUCCGUAACGGCGGACGAAUUGCGGAAGACAUUCGAAGAACAUGGCAGGGUCACCAAGUUUCUCAUGCCACCAACCGGCAUGACCGCUAUCGUUGAAUUCUCAAACUCAGCAGAGGCGAAGACGGCAUUCAUGGCUCUCUCAUACCGUAAGAUGAAAGAUUCCAUUUUGUAUCUUGAAAAGGCACCCAAAGACCUGUUCAAAGAGGGGUUCGUGGCACCUGCAAUUCAGACCACAUCCAGUGAUAAGACGGAGACGAAGCUCAGUGCGACAGACUUGCUCGAGGAAGCUCCUGAGCCUGAUGCAUCUAAUACCGCCACUCUCUACGUCCGCAACCUCAACUUCUCCACCACAACCGAGCGCCUCAUGGAGUUGUUCAAGCCCUUGUCUGGCUUCCGCAGUGCUAGAGUCAAGACCAAGAUCGAUCCGAAGCGCGGCGUGCUGUCGAUGGGUUUCGGUUUUGUCGAGUUCGAUAGCCCAGAAGCAGCAACCGCGGCGCUCCGAACGCUGAAUGGCCAUGAUCUCGAAGGUCACAAGCUGCAAAUCAAGGCAUCUCACAAGGGUGCAGAUGCGGCAGAGGAGCGUCGCAAGGAGGACGCCGCGAAGAAGGCAGCGAGCACCAAGAUUCUUAUUAAAAACUUGCCCUUCGAAGCUAGCAAGAAGGAGGUGCGCGCACUGUUCACCCCUUACGGCCAGCUUCGGUCCGUCAGGGUACCCAAGAAGUUCGACUCCUCUUCACGUGGUUUCGGGUUCGCUGAGUUCACUACGAAACGCGACGCCGUCAAUGCCAUGAACGCUUUGAAGAACACUCAUCUUCUCGGUCGACGAUUGGUUCUUGCUUUCGCUGAGACUGAAUCGGACGACCCCGAGAAGGAACUCGAGAAGAUGCAGCAGAAGAUGGGAGCACAGGCCAACAAGGUCGCCCUCCAGAAACUUACUGCAGGCGGCCGCCAGAAGUUUAAUGUUGCAGGCAACAACGACGACCUAGAUGAAUGA
Molecule: messenger RNA, 2469 nt
Organism: Didymella exigua CBS 183.55
Lineage: Eukaryota; Fungi; Ascomycota; Dothideomycetes; Pleosporales; Didymellaceae
Product: multiple RNA-binding domain-containing protein 1
Exons: 3
Coding region: 1-2469 (822 amino acids)
Cellular component (GO): cytosol
Molecular function (GO): mRNA binding
Source: RefSeq, a predicted model, not a curated record